Messenger RNA from Cynoglossus semilaevis (tongue sole), 3023 nucleotides. It is a transcript of the gene noa1, whose product is annotated as nitric oxide associated 1. The record is from RefSeq and is a predicted model, not a curated record. Gene Ontology annotation, molecular function: GTP binding. The transcript has 9 exons. The coding region runs from base 98 to 2209 and encodes 703 amino acids. NCBI's taxonomy places the organism in Eukaryota, Metazoa, Chordata, Actinopteri, Pleuronectiformes, Cynoglossidae.
GUACAUUUGACGUCACUUCCUUUCAGGAAGUAAGAUGGUACCGACUGCAGCAAGCGCAUGUGUUUUGUCUCCAAGGUGAGUUGUGUGUAGUCCCAUCAUGGCUCUAGUAUCCCGUUUGCUCCACGUCUCUCGGGCAUGUCUUAUCUGGGGCUCUGUACCUCGGGGGCUCUGCGCCGCUAAUUGUCGGGUUAUUACGGGCUCAGAACCGGCCUUUGGUCCUAGUCUGACUCGUCAGUUCAGCAGCAGAGAUCGCAGGAGCAUCGGCAACUACACCGCAGACCCGAGCAUGGAGGAAGAGUUCGUGUUCGUGGACCUAAUUGAUGCUGACUCUGUUGAUGAAGAGAGUGAUGCAGCUCAACGGAUGCAGCUGAUGUCAUCCACCCCUUCCUCUGCAUCAUCCCAAACCUCGUUACCUGGCCUGUCUUCUCGCCCGCAUCAUCACAAACACUUGAGAUCCUUGGAGAGUCAGCUAAAAAGUCUAAAGAAUGAGGACCAGCAGGAGGCAGAGUCUGAUGCUCUCAUUCAGUUCCAGGAUGUUGAGUUUCCCCUUGAAGACAACCUUGUGAGUGCAAAAACCAAAAAGAAGAAGGCAAAGAUUAAGGGUGAGCACACAAUCUUUGGAACACCUGAUGUGAACGAGCCCCUGAGCAAUACUUCCUGUUCCGGCUGUGGCGCCAUACUGCACUGCACUGCUGUGUACACUCCAGGGUACAUACCCAAUGAGAAAUACAAGGUAUUGCUAAAGGACGGGGGUCUAGAAGGGGCAACCUGUCAACGCUGCCACCUACUCACUCACCACAAGAAGGCGCUGGAGCUGCAGGUGUCCAGAGACGAGUAUCGCAAGGUAGUCAAGCGGCUACAACCUCUGCGGGCGCUUGUGCUGCUUAUUGUGGAUCUGCUGGACCUACCGCACACCAUCAUCCCUGACCUGCCACAGUUGGUUGGCACCAACAAACAUGUGGUCGUACUCGGUAACAAGGUGGACCUGCUGCCUGCCGAUUCAUCUGAUUACCUGAAGCGGAUAAAGCGUCAGCUUGUCCUUUACUGCCAGGAGGCAGGGUUUGGGGACCAGAUCACUGACGUGCACUUGAUUAGUGCCAAGACAGGCUAUGGUGUGGAGGCACUGAUUUCAAGCCUGCAGCGCUCCUGGAAGUACAAAGGCGAUGUCUUUUUGGUGGGAAUAGCUAAUGCUGGGAAGUCCACACUCUUCAACACAUUGCUUGAGUCAGACUUUUGCAAAUCUAAGGCCAGAAAUAUCAUCCAGAAGGCGACCAUUUCUCCGUGGCCUGGUACCACACUGAACCUGUUGAAGUUUCCUAUCAUGAACCCCACACCAUACAGAAUGUUGCGGCGCCUGGACCGGCUUAAUACAUCAGAUACUGAGAUGUCACAAGAAGAACAUCGGAGACUGGCACAGUUAACGAAGCAGGGAUAUUUAGUUGGUAAUGUUGGCAGAACGUUUGGUGCUAAACCCAGAUUGGAUGAAAUUGAGUUUGAUCCAGAUAGUCUGGCCUUUGGUGAUGAUGUCCAACAUGCAGAGACAGAAGUCAGUAAGAAAACGGAUGCCUUCACUCACAAUGAGCUAAAGGAGGCUCACUGGCUGCACGACACUCCGGGCAUCAUGAAGGAGAAUGAUGUCCUAGACUUGCUAACUGAACAGGAAGUGAAGAUGGUGGUUCCUACAUAUGCCAUCACUCCACGCACGUUUGUGCUAAAGCCUGGCAUGACGCUGUUUGUAGGAGGCAUAGCCAGGAUUGACUUCUUGCAGGGUCAAAAGUCUUGCUGGUUUUCAGUUGUGGCUGCAAAUCCUGUCCCAGUUCACAUCACCAGGCUGGAAAAAGCUGAUAGUGUUUAUGAAAAACAUGCUGGACAUGUGCUGCUUGGGGUCCCAAUGGGGGGUACAGAACGAAUGAAACGGUUUCCAGAGUUGGUUUCUCAGGAAAUCAAGUUAAAGGGGCGUGGCCACCUGGAAGCAGCUUCUGACAUCACACUGACAUCUGCAGGUUGGGUUGCUGUAACGGCGGUUGAAGACGACGAGGUCACACUCAGGGUUCAUGGUCCAGCUGGGGUGCGUUACAGCGUGAGAACGCCACCGCUGCUUCCUCACAUUGUGACUGUUAAAGGAAAACGUAUCCACAAAUCCGUUUCCUACAAAUCAGUGAAGCCACGACCCCUAGUGAAUGAGGGUAUGAAGGUCAAAAAAAGGUAAAGCCUUGUUGUUGGAGUGGACUGAACUCAUCUUCAAAAUAAAACACAGUGGUUGACUGGUAUUGGAAUCACAGCUGCAGACUUCAGCACUUUGUAGGGCAACCGGUGUUGAUGGUCCUCAGGAUUGUCCGUCGGUCGUAAAAAGUGGAUGAUUGUUUGAGUAGAACAGUGUUAUAAAGCUGUAGUUUCAUUAGUUUUUAACCAUGAUGUUUGUCUGUAAAUACUGAACGCUUGAAGAUUUAACUGUAUCCUUAUUCAAUAGACUUAUAGUAAACUGAUCAUAUGUCAUUGGGUUUUAUAUAAAAUGAAAAAGAAAUCACAGAGGAAACUUUGGAAUUUUGAAAUAUUGUGUAUUUGUGAAAAUUAUUUUUGACUAAUACAGUUUGAAAACCAAACACCAGAAAAACAAGUCUGUUUACAAAACGUUAGUUCAGUACAACAUUGAAGAAUUGUUUGAAGAAUUCUGAACCUUAAUUUUCUAAAGUCUGAUAAGAUUUUACUUUUUUUUUACUAGAAAGUGAUAAACACACAGUUUGUCAUGGAAAAGAAAAGGAUUUUGUUAUUCUUUGACAGUAGAGAGUAGUAGGCACGAGGCAGGAAACCAAUCAUUUCAUCAGUUGAUGACUGAUCAAUGAAUAGAUCAGCUGCUUGAAACAACAGUCACACAAAAGCAUCACUUUCUCAUCACUGGCAGUAAAUCUGAUGUUUUUCCAAUGUUCUUCUCUUCUCAAAGACAUCACUUUGGCAUCCACUAUUGCACAAUAAUACAGUUUUUACAGAGCUACAGAGCUAAAAUUUUGAAUCAUAACACAGCA